AUGCGACGGUUAUUUGCAAGGAUAUUGAGAAGCUCUUCAUCUUCAACUACGUUCUUCCGCCGACCGAAUUGCACUCUGGCCACCCGAUCGGUGAAUUCGAGUAAUCGAAAUCUCAAAGAAGAAGGACAAGUCAUCCCGGGGAAGUUCACCAAAUGGGCGUCACUAGGGUUCGCGAGGGCUUCAAGUUUUGCCUCUGGGUUCACUCCGUUGGAGCCAAAGCCGCUGGAAUCGAUCAUGGAUGUUGAACGGGCCAAGCAUAAGUCACCCGAGGAACUCGCUUCUGCCUGGGACGAUUAUCACCUGGGGAGAGGUCACAUUGGAGCAUCCAUGAAGGCCAAGCUUUACAAUUUGCUAGUCCAAAGAGCAGCAGACUGCAAGUAUUUUGUCAUCCCAUUGUGGAAGGGAUCUGGCUAUACUACAAUGUUUGCACAAGUGCAAACGCCAUACAUCAUCUUCACGGGUCUUGAAGAUUACAAGGCGAGGGGAACUCAGGCGGCUCCAUACUUUACAGUCUCCUUCUACACCGACUUUGCUGAUAGCAAGGACUUGGUUCUCGUACGAGGAGAUAUCGUGUUCACCAGCAAACUCAGUGACGAAGAGGCACAAUGGCUUUUAGAGACGGCUCAGUCUUUCUAUCUUAAUGACACGAGGUACAAGCUCGUAGAACGAUUCAACAGACAGACUCGCGAUUUCGAGUUCAAGGAUGUUCUCCAGGCACUGAACAUGCCCAUCCUGUGA
Messenger RNA from Linum trigynum, 738 nucleotides. Lineage: Eukaryota; Viridiplantae; Streptophyta; Magnoliopsida; Malpighiales; Linaceae. The record is from the annotation of a GenBank genome assembly.